AUGGAUCGGAGGCACCCUAGUUCAUUCCAACAGCUGGAAAAGCUGGGUGAGGGAACCUACGCCACCGUCUACAAGGGGCGAAACCGACAGACGGGUGAACUCGUUGCCCUCAAAGAAAUCCACCUUGACUCCGAAGAAGGCACGCCGUCGACAGCGAUCCGAGAAAUCAGUUUGAUGAAGGAGCUCAAACAUGAAAACAUUGUCACGCUGCACGACGUCAUACACACCGAGAACAAGCUCAUGCUGGUCUUCGAAUAUAUGGACAAGGACCUGAAAAAGUAUAUGGACGCGCGAGGGGAUAGGGGCCAACUCGACCAUGUCACCAUCAAGAGAUUCAUGCAAGAUCUACUCCGAGGCACUGCAUUCUGCCACGAGAACCGAGUCCUACAUCGCGACCUGAAGCCCCAAAACCUGUUGAUAAACACGAAAGGCCAAUUGAAGCUGGCGGAUUUCGGCCUGGCAAGAGCAUUUGGAAUCCCAGUGAAUACCUUUUCCAAUGAGGUGGUCACACUGUGGUACAGAGCACCAGACGUGCUUUUGGGGUCGAGGACUUAUAACACGAGCAUCGACAUCUGGUCUGCGGGCUGCAUCAUGGCCGAGAUGUACACUGGCCGACCUUUGUUUCCAGGGACGACGAAUGAGGACCAACUACAAAAGAUAUUCAGGCUGAUGGGCACGCCGUCAGAGCGCACCUGGCCUGGCAUCUCCCAGCUCCCCGAGUACAAGAGCAACUUUCCAUCUUACGCCACGCAAUCGUUGGCAAUUCUCUUGCCGCAGAUUGAUCAGUUAGGCCUUGAUCUGCUGGGGAAGUUGCUGCAGCUCAGACCAGAGAAUAGAAUCAGCGCACAAGACGCCCUCAGGCAUCCGUGGUUUUCGGAUCUGCCAAACUACGCCGGACACGUCAAGCUCUCCGACGAGAGUUUCGAAACCUACAACCUCGAUCCUCCCUCAUACACACUUGACACCACGAAAAAGGAGCUGAAACAGAUGUACUAUGACAUGGUGGCAAUACGUCGUAUGGAAAUGGCGGCCGAUAGACUGUACAAGGAGAAGAAGAUUCGAGGAUUCUGCCACUUGUCCACCGGUCAGGAAGCCGUUGCUGUGGGUAUCGAACACGCAAUCACCCGCCAGGAUGCUAUCAUCACGGCCUACCGAUGCCACGGCUUUGCGCUCAUGCGUGGUGGCACCGUCAAAUCCAUCAUUGGUGAACUCCUCGGGCGACGAGAGGGCAUCGCCUAUGGGAAAGGAGGUUCGAUGCACAUGUUCGCUCCAAAUUUCUACGGCGGUAAUGGAAUUGUUGGAGCCCAAGUCCCUGUUGGUGCUGGUAUCGCCUUUGCGCACCAGUACACUGGCAGUAAGACCGCUACCAUCACUCUAUACGGAGACGGCGCUUCCAACCAGGGUCAAGUCUUUGAGGCUUUCAACAUGGCCAAGCUGUGGAACCUUCCCGUUUUGUUUGGCUGCGAGAACAACAAAUACGGUAUGGGUACCUCGGCUGCUCGAUCGUCCGCUUUGACCGAGUACUACAAGCGAGGACAAUACAUCCCUGGUCUGAAGAUUAAUGCAAUGGACGUUCUCGCCGUCAAGGCCGCCGUUCAGUACGGCAAGGAAUACACCGCCAGUGACAAGGGACCAUUGGUGUUCGAAUAUGUCACGUACCGAUAUGGUGGCCAUUCCAUGUCAGACCCCGGUACAACCUACCGAACCAGAGAGGAAAUUCAACGGAUGCGAUCAACCAAUGACCCCAUUGCAGGGCUCAAGCAGAAGAUCCUGGACUGGGGAGUGUGCACAGAAGAUGAGCUCAAGCAGAUUGACAAAAAGGCGCGAGAGGACGUUGAUGUAGAGGUUGCGGAGGCCGAAAAGAUGCCACCUCCAGACCCGACGGAAAAGAUUCUUUUCGAGGAUAUCUACGUCCGUGGAAGCGAGCCAGCUUACAUUCGUGGUCGCACACCCGAUGAGACAUACUACUACUGA
Fonsecaea nubica is the source of this 1974-nucleotide messenger RNA. RefSeq names its product pyruvate dehydrogenase (acetyl-transferring) E1 component, alpha subunit. The transcript is spliced from 4 exons. Gene Ontology annotation, cellular component: intracellular membrane-bounded organelle. Gene Ontology annotation, biological process: protein phosphorylation; pyruvate decarboxylation to acetyl-CoA. NCBI's taxonomy places the organism in Eukaryota, Fungi, Ascomycota, Eurotiomycetes, Chaetothyriales, Herpotrichiellaceae. Bases 1 to 1974 code for a protein of 657 amino acids. The record is from RefSeq and is a predicted model, not a curated record. Gene Ontology annotation, molecular function: ATP binding; pyruvate dehydrogenase (acetyl-transferring) activity; protein kinase activity.